AUGAACUUGCAAACCCUGAGGGAGAAACAACUAUAUGCCAAACUCUCCAAAUGCGAAUUCUGGAAAGACAGAGUGGCAUUCCUGGGCCACGUGAUAACCAAAGAGGGAAUCAGGGUGGAUCCAACCAAGAUCCGCGCAGUCAAAGAAUGGCCUACACCAAAGACAGUUCCAGAGAUUAGGAGCUUCCUUGGGUUGGCCGGGUACUAUCGAAGAUUUGUGCCUGAUUUCACCAAAAUAGCCCAACCCAUGACGAAACUCAUGAAGAAGGAAAUUCCCUUCCGAUGGGACGCCAGUUGUGUUUCAGCUUUCCAGGAACUAAAGGAAAGAUUGACCACAGCCCCAGUAUUGGCGCUACCCUCGGGAAUAGAAGGAUUCGAAGUUUUCAGCGACGCUUCUAAAAAGGGACUAGGGUGCGUGUUAAUGCAAAAUGGCAAGGUGAUAGCAUCGCAUCUAGGCAACUCAAAACCCACGAGGAAAAUUACCCUACUCACGAUCUGGAACUAG
Ipomoea nil (Japanese morning glory) is the source of this 504-nucleotide messenger RNA. RefSeq lists its product as uncharacterized. Bases 1 to 504 code for a protein of 167 amino acids. The transcript has a single exon. The record is from RefSeq and is a predicted model, not a curated record. NCBI's taxonomy places the organism in Eukaryota, Viridiplantae, Streptophyta, Magnoliopsida, Solanales, Convolvulaceae.